AUGCUUGGAGUUACUGUAAAAGACGUUAACCAGCAGGAGUUCGUCAGAGCUCUGGCAGCCUUCCUCAAAAAGUCCGGGAAGCUGAAAGUCCCCAAAUGGGUGGACACAGUCAAGCUGGCCAAACAUAAAGAGCUUGCCCCCUUUGAUGAGAACUGGUUCUACACACGAGCUGCUUCUACAGCACGGCACCUAUGCCUGCGUGGUGGUGUUGCUGGGGUUGGCUCCGUAAUCAAGAUCUAUGGAGGACGGCAGAGAAACAGUGUCGGGCCCAGCCACUUCAGCAGAGGCUCCAGGAGUGUGGCCCGCUGCGUUCUCCAAGCCCUGGAGGGACUGAAAAUGGUGGAAAAGGACCAAGAUGGGGGCCGCAAGCUAACACCUCAGGGACAGAGAGAUCUGGACAGGAUUACCCGACAGGUGGCAGCUGCCAACAAGAAGCAUUAG
This is a messenger RNA of Arvicola amphibius (Eurasian water vole), 441 nucleotides long. Its product is annotated as 40S ribosomal protein S19-like. Gene Ontology annotation, cellular component: cytosolic small ribosomal subunit; ribosome. Bases 1 to 441 code for a protein of 146 amino acids. The record is from RefSeq and is a predicted model, not a curated record. The transcript has a single exon. Gene Ontology annotation, biological process: translation; ribosomal small subunit assembly. NCBI's taxonomy places the organism in Eukaryota, Metazoa, Chordata, Mammalia, Rodentia, Cricetidae. Gene Ontology annotation, molecular function: RNA binding; structural constituent of ribosome.